ACCCAGGAAAAGCCCGAUCAUUUGUUUCCAGAAUUUUCUAUCUCACAGUUGUACGUUUGCCGAUCGCAUAAAAAUGAGUUUCGCUGAGCAUACCCAAACUAUUUUGGAAAAAUUGUUAAUUUCCGAUAAAGAUCGAGCGGUAUACACAAAAGACGCUGAGGAAAUUCAAAACUACGUGAUUGACGAACUAAAACGGGUAGAUGAUAAAUUUCGGCAAGUUUUCGACGGUCUUAGCCUGGGAGGAAGUUACUUGGAUCGCGUUAAGCUGAACGUUCCCGAUGAAUUUGACCUGCACAUGAAACUCAAAUUCCCCUUUGAUAUCACGCCAAAACCAAUCGGCAGUGGGUUUGUCUAUCUGGAGGGGGAAUUGAUUGCAAUGGGUGUCUCUUCCCAACGAGUCCACCGUAUUAAGCUUCAGGAAUGGUUGCGCGAUGCAUUCCAUAAGGUAUUCAAGUCAACUCAGACAGUUACCAGCACCAGUGGCCAAGUCUACAAUUUGAGAUAUACACUAGAAGGAUAUGGCUGUGCUCAUACCAUUGUCGCCAGUGGAAGUCGUUCGAUAUCUUUUGAUUUUGUGCCGGCAAUUGAAUUUACUGGAAGCCAAUGGCCGCUUGCUGCUCCCCCAGUUUCUGCUGAGGUACGCGAAAAAUGGCCUUGGUUCGCCAUUCCGCAACAGAGGAAGGGUAAAAAUAAAUCGAAAACCUCAUUCAUGGUUUGUGCUCCUCACUGGGAGCGCGAAAUGAUGAAGGAUGCGGGCAAUUUGAAGAACGUCCUACGUCUGAUGAAGGGAUUACGUGACGCCCACGCUGGUCAGUUGCCCCACUUGUCCAGUUACAUGUUGAAAACCGUACUGCUCCAUCGAAUCGAAACGGUUGACUGGCAACAGGACCUUGGUACUCUUCUGAUGGAGAUGUGGAGUCAUUUGGUGGAUCAUCUACGAGCUGGUAGGCUGGAGUUCUUUUUGGAUAAGGGGCACAAUGUAUUCAGACGAAUGCUACCGGGGGAAAUGAAACAAUGUCGACUCACCUCGGAGAACUUGCUCCUAAAAGCUUCGAUAUGCUAAGUCAGCAGGCAGCUAUUCGAGUUUGGCAAAUAUUUUCCUUAUUUAAUAGAAUUUAAGUUAUUCCCAAAGAAAAAUAGUUUGCCUGUGUUUUCCAAAAACAACUUUUCGAAGAGUAAUUUCAUUUAAAAAUUUAAUUUCCAAAGAAAAUGAAUUUGAUUACGUUUUCUAAA
Messenger RNA from Drosophila takahashii, 1233 nucleotides. RefSeq names its product cyclic GMP-AMP synthase-like protein. The record is from RefSeq and is a predicted model, not a curated record. NCBI's taxonomy places the organism in Eukaryota, Metazoa, Arthropoda, Insecta, Diptera, Drosophilidae.